AUGUUCAUUGUAUUGGAUAAAAUCUUUCUGAUACUGGCAGCAGUGGAAUUCAUAAUCGGAAUGUUCGGGAAUGUGUUCAUUGGACUGGUAAACUGCUCCGAAUGGAUCAAGAACCAAAAGAUUUCGUUAGCUGACUUCAUCCUUACGUGCUUGGCUAUCUCCAGAAUCACUCAGCUGUUGGUUUUAUUGUUUGAAUCAUUUAUGCUGGGACUACCUUCGUAUUUAUAUGGCACUUAUAAACUAGCAAAACCCAUUAGUUUGCUCUGGAGAAUGACUAAUCACUUGACUGCCUGGUUUGCUACCUGCCUAAGUGUUUUCUACCUCCUUAAGAUAGCUCACUUCUCCCACUCCCUUUUCCUCUGGCUGAAGUGGAGGAUGAACAGAGUGGUUCUUGUGAUUCUUGUAUUUUCUUUGUUGUUUCUGAUUUUUGACUUUCUAUUGCUAGAAACAUUAAAUGAUUUCUUCUUGAAUAUCUGUAAAAUAGAUAAAAGUAAUCUGACUUUAUACUUAGAUGAAAGAAAAACUCUCCAUGUUCAAACCCUGAUUCUUCUUAGCUUGACCUAUUUCGUCCCUAUUGUUUUGUCUCUGACCUCAUUGCUGCUUUUAUUUCUGUCCUUGGUAAGACACACCAGAAAUUUGCGGCUCAACUUGAUGGGCUCGAGGGACUCCAGCAUACAGGCCCAUAAAAGGGCCAUGAAAAUGAUGAUGUCUUUCCUCUUCCUUUUCAUAGUUCAUUGUUUUUUCACACAAUUGACAAAUUGGACACUUUUUAUAUUUUGGAAGAACAGGUUCACAAAGUUUGUCAUGUUAGCAGUAUAUACCUUUCCUUCAGGUCACUCAUUUAUUUUGAUUCUGGGAAACAACAAGCUAAGACAGACAGCCUUGAAGGUACUAUGGCAUCUUAAAAGCUCCUUAAGAAGAGAAAAUUCGUUAGCUUUACGGAGUAGACUUUCCAGAGCCUUUUCAAAGAUAAUAACUUAAU
Messenger RNA from Diceros bicornis minor, 982 nucleotides. It is a transcript of the gene TAS2R42, whose product is annotated as taste 2 receptor member 42. The coding region runs from base 1 to 981 and encodes 326 amino acids. The transcript has a single exon. Gene Ontology annotation, biological process: G protein-coupled receptor signaling pathway; detection of chemical stimulus involved in sensory perception of bitter taste; sensory perception of taste. Gene Ontology annotation, molecular function: G protein-coupled receptor activity. Lineage: Eukaryota; Metazoa; Chordata; Mammalia; Perissodactyla; Rhinocerotidae. The record is from RefSeq and is a predicted model, not a curated record. Gene Ontology annotation, cellular component: membrane.